AUAGUAAUCCAUUAAUCAUCAAAUUUUACAAUACCAAGCAUCAAAGAAGUUUGUAUAGAGUUAUACCAGCCGCUAUACAUGGAGCAUAUCAAAGGACUAAGAUUGGUCAGAAGAGAUAAAAGUGAAAUCGAGGCCGAAGAUUUCUUACGAGAAAAAGAAAUUAUAGGCUUUUUCUUUGGAAACAGGUUGUGUCCUUGGUGUUUAGGAUUUACGUCGUAUCUUGAUGAUAUCUACGUGAAGCUACAGAAGCAGGGAGCAUCUUUUGAAGUUAUUCUCGUAUCUAGUGACGAUAGAGAGGAAGGAAUGUUCGGUUAUAUGGAUCAAAUGGAGAUCGAGUGGCCAGCGGUCCCAUUCGGCUCAGACGUCCGGCAGAAAUUGGCAAAAUUGUAUGAUGUAAAGUCUACACCAGCCUUAAUCAUUGUGAAGAAUGAUGGGACAGUGAUAACCACAGAAGGCGUGGAUGAAGUGGAGGAAAAAGAAGCCGAAGUUUUUAAAGAAUGGUCUCGAUGACUGUAAUAUAAGUAUAAUUCACUCUCAUUUGAUUUUGCGAGUAAAGAGCAUGUAUAAUUUUGCUUCUACAGCCAAGAAAACAAUUUAUUGUGACAGAAAAUUAUUGGAUAUUAUGGUUUACUUGAAUUAUUGUAAAUUGGAAGUGAUAUAGAUUUAACUUCGACGUUUCUUUUAUGUGUUUGUAAUGAUAUUUAUAUGCAGUAUAUAAAGCUUCAAGCUGCUAUUUUUGUAUGGAACUAUGAUGACCACUUCCGUCUGUUCAUUACACAUAUUUUUCAUAUUCUCAGUUGUGUUAUUUUAAAAAACGUUUUAGGCAAUAUGGUGACAUGUUGGAUGAUUUUCUCUGACCUUUUCUUGCCUCUGUAUAGUUGUGGAA
This is a messenger RNA of Limulus polyphemus (Atlantic horseshoe crab), 886 nucleotides long. Its product is annotated as nucleoredoxin-like protein 2. Gene Ontology annotation, biological process: photoreceptor cell maintenance; sensory perception. Lineage: Eukaryota; Metazoa; Arthropoda; Merostomata; Xiphosura; Limulidae. The transcript has a single exon. The record is from RefSeq and is a predicted model, not a curated record. Bases 79 to 510 code for a protein of 143 amino acids.